AUGACUCCAUCUGCAGAAAUCCUGAACGAGGCCCUGGAGGUGUCUCAAAGCACCAAGUUAAAGGAAAAGACGCCCUUGGAGGCAAUCUCCCAUGGAGAUGUCUUGCCAGACAUCCCAACCUUUCCAACAUUCAAGGAGCACCGUAGACACAUAUUGACUCAUAUGGCGGCCACCUUUCGAUACUUUGCCCGUCAAAACUAUGUCGAAGGUCAAUCUGGCCACAUCUCAGUCCGAGAUCCCGAGUUUCCAAAUUUGAUGUGGAUGAACCCUCUGAGUCGGCAUUUCGGUAUGCUCACGGCUGGAGAUAUGCUUUGCAUCGAUAUUUCAUCGGGUGAGAUCGUUGGAGGAGCACCUAAUCCGGCAACUGGUGGAAGAACGGUCAACAUGGCCGGGUACUACAUCCACUCGGCAGUUCAUCUUCGGCGACCGGAUAUACAUGCCAUUUGCCAUGCACAUGGGAUUUCUGGAAGGGCUUGGUCAGUCUUUGGCCGUCCUCUUGAUAUGUUGACCCAGGAUGUCUGCAACUUUUAUGGAAUUCUUGCCAUCUACGAUGCCUACGACGGGAUCGUGUUUGGGCCUCAAGAGGGUAUCAACAUCGCCGAGGCCCUGGGGUCAAACAAGAAGGCAGCGAUUCUAAUGAACCACGGCUUGCUCACAUGCGGCGAGACGGUGGAUGAGGCAGGGUUCAUGUUUGGACUUCUGGAGCGGUCAUGCGAGAUCCAACUCCAAGCCGAGGCUGCAGCGGCCAAUGGCAUCCCUAAGAAUAUCAUUACGGACGAAGAGGCGGCCUACAACUUCAAGAUGGCGUCUGAGAAGAAUGCACUGUACAGAGAAGCCCAGCCCGAUAUCGAGUUUGAAUUCUUCUUGGCCGGCGGAGAGGAGGUUCUGGCAAGGGGGUUCGACAAGUUGGCGCUGCCAAACGGUGCCAAUUCUACGUCUUGA
This is a messenger RNA of Fusarium keratoplasticum, 942 nucleotides long. RefSeq names its product Aldolase-II domain-containing protein. Gene Ontology annotation, molecular function: actin filament binding. The record is from RefSeq and is a predicted model, not a curated record. NCBI's taxonomy places the organism in Eukaryota, Fungi, Ascomycota, Sordariomycetes, Hypocreales, Nectriaceae. The transcript is spliced from 2 exons. The coding region runs from base 1 to 942 and encodes 313 amino acids. Gene Ontology annotation, cellular component: cytoskeleton.